Messenger RNA from Polyodon spathula (Mississippi paddlefish), 3291 nucleotides. It is a transcript of the gene syne2a, whose product is annotated as spectrin repeat containing, nuclear envelope 2a. Lineage: Eukaryota; Metazoa; Chordata; Actinopteri; Acipenseriformes; Polyodontidae. The coding region runs from base 145 to 3291 and encodes 1048 amino acids. The transcript has 24 exons. The record is from RefSeq and is a predicted model, not a curated record. Gene Ontology annotation, molecular function: protein binding.
GGGCUAAACUUUGUGUGUUAUUGUUCUGCUAGCGCCAGGUUUCGGGAACAAGCGAGAACCACACACUACUCACGAUUUUCCUUUAAAAAAGUAGUACAGAUAUGGUUCGCGGAGUUCUUUGAUAAUCUCAUUUUCACAGGAAGUAUGGCAUCUGGCAGGGAAGAGGAGGAGCAGAUUCCUCUUGACAUUGAUAACGUUCAUCUGCUUCUACAAGUUGAACAGGAGCAAAUCCAGAAGAGGACCUUUACCAACUGGAUAAAUGCACAGCUAGGAAAGCACAGAACCCCUACAGUUGUUCUGGACUUGUUCACAGAUGUCAGGGAUGGAAACAGACUUCUGGAUUUACUGGAGGUGAUAUCUGGACAGCCAAUGAGCCGUGAGAGGGGGAGAAGCAUUUUUCAGUGCAGAGCCAAUAUUGAAACAGCCUUGACAUUUCUGAGGAGGAAAUCAAUAAAACUUGUCAACAUUAACAUUCCUGACAUAAUUGAAGGCAAACCAUCUAUUGUUCUUGGCCUGAUAUGGACAAUCAUUUUGCAUUUUCAUAUCGAAGAGCUUGCCAGCUCUCUGGCAUUCAGUUCCAGGCAGUCCUCUAUGGAGUCUUUGGCCAGUAUAGAUUCCUGUUCUACCAUUGACAGCUCAUCACCAAGAAGGAGUGGCACCUUACACACCAAGUUCAAGCUGUCUGCAAAGAAGGCUCUCCUCCUGUGGGCUAGGGAGCAAUGUCACAAGGCUGGUGCUAACAUCAGCAUCAAAGACUUUAAGUCUAGCUGGAGGAGUGGCUUAGCGUUUCUGGCCAUCCUUAAUUCCCUGAGGCCAAAUUUGGUGGACCUGCAGAAAACAAAGGGCAGGACAAACCGAGAAAACCUGGAAGAGGCAUUCCGAACCGCAGAGCAUGAGCUAAAGAUACCAAGACUUCUUGAACCAGAAGAUGUGGACAUCAGUGACCCUGAUGACAAAUCCAUCAUGACUUAUGUGGCACAAUUCCUGCAGUAUUCUAAAGAUUUGCCCGUGUCAGAAGAAGAAAUGCAAGGAAAUCUAACCCAAAAAGUCAAAGGAGUCACGUCCUGGCUUACACAAGCAGAGCAGGAGCUGGAGGGGUCCAUUGGAGAAGCAGAUAAGGAAAGCUAUGAAGAGAAAUUCCAUGCAUUUCAAACUUUUGUUACAACAUUUAAUGAGCAGAAAAGACCCAUUAUGCCUUUGCUGACCGCCAUGAGGAAAACCACACAGCUGACUGAGGAUCAGGUUCGAUUGAAAGAAGCUUGGAACAAAGUCACGUCUAAGAUCAGGGAAUAUAAAGUUUCUCUGGACCUUGAUUUGCCUUCCCCACUGAACGGUGUGGGAGUCUGGCUUCAGAAGAUAGAACCUGUCCUGGGGGAGGAGAUAGCUGAGUCCCAGGACCAUGAAGAGGCUGCAGGCCGAAUCCGGGACACACUUCAUCUGCUAAAGUCUUUGAUGGAAGAAAUGGAUGUUCACUGGCAAACCCUUCAGAACUUCCCAAAUAAAGAUGAAAAUGGAGCCACUCGAGUACCACAAGAGAAAAUGGACGAAUUGAAAAGAAGGUUUACUAGUUUGAGGGUCACAGCCAAGUACCAUGGAAUUAAACUGGAGUACCAGGAGUCCAAGUACUCUGUACAGGCUUUGAUAUGUGCAGUGAACAGCAAAUUAAAUACGUGGAAAACAAAAUAUGGGACUAAGGAAUCUGUAAAGCUGCUUCAGCUGGACUGGCAUGAUUUCAUAGAGAAGCAAAGCUUUGUUACCCGCCUGGAAGCUGCCACUGAAAAGCUGAAAUUAAUUGCCAGCAAUUACACAAGCAGGACUGCUUUAGUUGCCGACUCUCAGUAUAUCAACAAGUUCCUGAAGCAAGUGGACUGCGACUCCUCUGUUUCCCUGGAGUCCAUCAGGAAUGUGAAAGCCAUUUUAUCUCGAGUUGUUUCCAGCUGGGACACCUACACAGAGAACUAUAAUUUCCUUCAGCAAUGGCUAAAGGAAGCACAGACCCAAAUGCAAAUACACACAGCAGAGAUCACGUCAGACUGGAGCACAAGACACGCUCGCUUGAAUGAAGCUGGUAACUUUUUAAUGGAGGUCACCAAUGAGCAAACCAGUUCUCAGCUCUCUGAAGAACUGAAGAAACUAAACAGGCAGUGGGCCGACUUUAUAAAGAGAACUACAUUUGAGAUCAUUCCCCUACCCUGUGAAAGCCCAAGGAAGACCAAUAAGACUGCAGCUAUCAAUAUGAUAGACGAAGCAACACAGAUGCUGCAUGAGCGCUUCGAUAUAUCAACAAGCUCUCUCAGGACCUAUAUCAAGAGGCUAGAGGACUUGAAAAGAAAAUUAGAGGCGGUGGAUUUGGAUUUCAUCCCUCAGUCCUCAGAAAAAUCACCUGUAGAGUUUCCACCUGUGAAGAAUGUAAAAGACACUCUUUCAGAGAUUACAGAUAAGUGUUCCGGAAUUCAGCAAGACUGCCAGUGCUUACUCGGCCAUGUGGACACCCUGGAGAGCAGCUUAGCUUCACUGGAACUGUGGGAAUCGGAAGCACGAGACAUUUUCAAUAGUCUAAACACGAAGCAAAAGGGACAAGUUGACAAGAAAUCUUUACAACUGUUAAUCGCCAGAGGCAAGGAGUUCGAGAGACAAGUUGAAACAGCCCAGGAGAUUGUGCUUGUUGCAGCAAAGAGCAGGUCCCUUCAUCACCUCCAAGCGUCUGGCCUGCAGUCAAGAGUGAACGCAGUGAAUGAUACACUCCAGGUGACAAUGACAAAUUUAAACUCUGCCAUGGAAACAAAGGAACCAGGCUCCUCCUCAGAAGCUGACAUCAAGCUAAGGUUUGAAAGUUCAAAACAGAAACUCCAGGCCUACAUCACGGAUGUUGUGGCACUUCUCAGUGAGAAACACACCUCGGAAGAAAGAGUGGCAAAACACGAGGAAACCUUAACAAGAUCUGAAACAGACAUCCUGGAAGAGUUUCUGGAAGCAUCUGAGAACAUGAAACAAAUCACUCCCUCAAAUCAACAGCAAGAAGUAGAAAAAAUAAGCAAAUGUCUUCGGGAACAGUGGGAGGCUUGCUUUUCUCCUAAGGGCAGCCUGGGUCAAGCCGAUGAUCAUUUACAGGCUAUGAAGGGGAUCUGUGAGAAACUGGCCGCUGACACCAGCUACAGUGUCGCCAAAACCCAGCUUACUGAAUGUGAGCAGAGAAAAGAAGAAAUCGAACAGAGAGCAAGACAUGUAUAUGAGAAUCUACUAACUCGUCACAAUGAACAGCAGUCUUCUGAAAAGAGGCAUGUGUUCUGA